UUUCAUGAUGUCAUAAUGUUUGCAUCCUCGUGUAGAAAAUGGCUUCACAGUCACUUAAACUGGGAAAUAUAAAACCUGAAAAUGCCAUAUUUUUCAUGUGUGACAUCCAAGAAAAAUUUAGGCCUGUUAUUAAAUAUUUCAAAGAGAUUCUAGAGAUUGCAGAAAAAUUGGUUGAGGCUUCAACAAUUCUUAGUAUUCCCUUGAUUGUUACAGAGCAAUAUCCCAAAGGGCUUGGAGAAACUGUACCAGAACUAAAGGAAAAAUUGAAAGAAGGCCAGGCACGCUUCAGUAAAACAAAAUUUACGAUGUUGAUUCCUGAGGUCAUAAGCCAGCUGGAGUCAAACCAAGCAAUACAGCAUGUUGUUCUGUUUGGAAUUGAGACUCAUGUUUGCAUCCAACAGACGGUGAUUGACUUACUGGGGAGAGGAUACCAAGUUCACAUUGUGGCCGACGCUUGCUCUUCCAGAACACAGAUGGACAGAACAUUUGCUUUUGAGAGAUUUCGGCAGAGUGGAGCCUUUGUGACAACCAGUGACGCCAUUUUGCUUCAGUUAAUUGGUGAUAAAGAACAUCAGCAUUUUAAAGCAAUUCAAAGGCUCAUUAUGAAAACUGCUCCGGAUUCAGGCUUAUAAACAGAUGUUGUAUAUGAACAAAUGGUUAAUUUUGUAUAUCAUUUAUUUUUUAUAUCUAUUCAUCAAAAACAUGAAUGCUAUAAUUACUUAAAGUCUACAAGAUUUUGUUUCAUUUCAUUAUUGUUAAUAAAUUAAUAAAAUAAUUAAUGUUAAUUGCAAUUUAUAACAGUUGUAUACCAUUAAUUAGCUGCAAUGCCAUAAUUGUGUAAAUCAUAAUUUUUAGUGAAUAUGCAUUAAUGUGAAACAAUAUGUUGAAAUACAUGUAUUUGUUUCUGAAUAUUAAAGAAACCCGAAUUGCUA
Magallana angulata is the source of this 932-nucleotide messenger RNA. RefSeq names its product isochorismatase domain-containing protein 1-like. The transcript is spliced from 5 exons. The record is from RefSeq and is a predicted model, not a curated record. Lineage: Eukaryota; Metazoa; Mollusca; Bivalvia; Ostreida; Ostreidae. Gene Ontology annotation, cellular component: cytoplasm. The coding region runs from base 39 to 632 and encodes 197 amino acids.